This is a messenger RNA of Laccaria bicolor S238N-H82, 288 nucleotides long. RefSeq lists its product as uncharacterized. The annotation marks the transcript as partial. Lineage: Eukaryota; Fungi; Basidiomycota; Agaricomycetes; Agaricales; Hydnangiaceae. Gene Ontology annotation, cellular component: mitochondrial large ribosomal subunit; ribosome. Gene Ontology annotation, biological process: mitochondrial translation. Gene Ontology annotation, molecular function: structural constituent of ribosome. The transcript has a single exon. The record is from RefSeq and is a predicted model, not a curated record.
GUCUUGGGUAAAAGGGUGUACCUUCCCAACAUUAUCUUCAAGCUCGUCCGGAACAAUACACCACCGGGCAUGCCUUACAACCCUUACGAGGCCACUUUUCGCAUACCACAUUCAGUGACAAAAACCGACAUCCGAUCAUACCUGGCUGCCGUUUAUGGGGUCAAAACGACAUACGUCCGCACGGACAACUACAUCUCUCCUGUGUACCGCAGGUUGGGAUACGAGCGCAAGCCAUUCAAAACGUAUAAGCGUGCCGUAGUCGGCCUCGUCGAUCCAUUCUAUUAUCCG